This is a messenger RNA of Trachemys scripta elegans, 12023 nucleotides long. It is a transcript of the gene RAPH1, whose product is annotated as Ras association (RalGDS/AF-6) and pleckstrin homology domains 1. Bases 208 to 4035 code for a protein of 1275 amino acids. Gene Ontology annotation, biological process: signal transduction. The record is from RefSeq and is a predicted model, not a curated record. Gene Ontology annotation, cellular component: plasma membrane; cytosol. Lineage: Eukaryota; Metazoa; Chordata; Testudines; Emydidae. The transcript has 15 exons.
GGCGCGGCGGGGCUGAGGCUGAGUCAGGCACUGGGGCGUGGGGAGAAGACGCGCCGCAGCCUCCGGCCAGGGACGCGCUCGGGCUGCCAGGCGGGGGCGGCUCCGCGCUGAGCGAAGGGGCCGGGAAGCGCCUGGGGGAGCCGCCGGCGCCGCGCUGCCACCAUUAGCCGGGCGGCGAGAGGAGGAGCCGGGGGAGCCGCCGCCGCGAUGGAGCAAUUAUCAGAUGAAGAACUUGAUCAUGGUGCAGAAGAAGAUAGUGAUAAGGAAGACCAAGAUCUGGACAAGAUGUUUGGACAAUGGCUUGGGGAGCUGGACAAACUCACACAGAGUUUGGAUACAGACAAGCCCAUGGAGCCAGUAAAGAAAUCCCCUCUUCGCCAAGAAACCAACAUUGCCAAUUUCUCCUAUCGCUUCUCCAUGUACAAUUUGAAUGAAGCCCUGAAUCAGGGGGAGACUGUGGAUCUGGAUGCCCUCAUGGCCGAUCUUUGUUCCAUAGAGCAGGAGCUCAGCAGCAUUGGGUCACAAUCAGCAAAUAGUGCUGCAAUGAAGCGUCUAGCCACAGAAACAAAAGUAGCUCAGAAACCACCUGCUGGUCGACUUUCCUCUAAACACAGCAGUAUAAAAGGAUCAUCCUCUUCAUCUGGUAGGGUAACUAAGCCUUCAAAUGCCAACUUUUCCUUGGAGGACAUUACUGCCCAGUUAGAGAAGGCUUCUAUGAGCAUGGAUGAAGCAGCCCAGCAAUCUGUAAUGGAAGAUGCUAAACCUGUAGUUACUGCUCAGCAUAGGAGGACAGCAUCAGCUGGCACAGUGAGUGAUACUGAAGUGCGCUCUAUCAGUAACUCAUCCCGUUCCAGCAUAACCUCUGCAGCAUCCAGCAUGGACUCCUUGGAUAUUGAUAAAAUGACAAGACCUCAGGAACUGGAUUUGACACAGCAAGGGCAACCCAUUACUGAGCAUAAUGUUUCUAUGGGACAUCCCAUCAAGCAGUCCAAGCGUCACAUUGACUUCACAGAAGAGGAGGCUGAGCUGACUCCUGAAGAGCAGGCUGCUAAACUGAAAGCUGAGAAGAUCAGGGUUGCUUUGGAAAAGAUUAAAGAGGCACAAGUGAAAAAGCUGGUAAUCAGAGUUCACAUGUCUGAUGAUAGCUCCAAAACUAUGAUGGUGGAUGAGAGACAGACAGUAAGACAAGUACUGGACAAUCUGAUGGACAAAUCCCACUGUGGCUACAGUUUAGACUGGUCACUGGUAGAAACCAUAUCUGAAUUACAAAUGGAAAGAAUCUUCGAGGACCAUGAAAAUUUAGUUGAAAAUCUUCUAAACUGGACCAGAGACAGUCAAAACAAACUUAUAUUUGUGGAACGUAUAGAAAAAUAUGCACUUUUCAAAAAUCCCCAGAACUACCUGCUGGGGAAAAAAGAAACCUCUGAGAUGGCAGACAGAAAUAAAGAAGUGCUGCUGGAGGAAUGUUUUUGUGGCAGUUCUGUAACUGUGCCAGAAAUAGAGGGAGUCCUGUGGCUGAAAGAUGAUGGCAAGAAGUCUUGGAAGAAGCGUUAUUUUCUUUUGCGAGCUUCUGGAAUCUACUAUGUCCCUAAAGGAAAAGCAAAGGUCUCGCGAGAUCUGGUGUGCUUUCUUCAGCUAGAUCAUGUCAAUGUUUACUACGGACAGGACUAUCGGAACAAGUACAAAGCACCUACAGAUUACUGUUUAGUGCUGAAGCACCCUCAGAUUCAGAAGAAGUCUCAGUAUAUCAAAUAUCUCUGCUGUGAUGAUGUGAGAACUCUACACCAGUGGAUAAAUGGCAUUCGUAUUGCUAAGUAUGGGAAGCAACUGUAUGUGAACUACCAGGAAGCCCUGAAGAGGACAGAGUCAGCAUAUGACUGGACUUCCUUGUCAAGCUCCAGUAUCAAGUCAGGAUCCAGCUCUUCCAGUUUACCAGAGUCUCAGUCAAAUCACUCUAAUCAAUCUGACAGUGGAGUUUCUGACACCCAACCAACUGGCCAUGUCCGUUCCCAAAGUAUUGUCAGCUCUAUCUUCUCUGAGGCCUGGAAGCGAGGCACUCAGCUGGAAGAGUCCAGCAAGGCCAAAAUGGAGUCUGUGAGCCGACCCUUCACUUCACUUGCACCUGCCAUGUCCCCACAAAUUAAAGUGGCUACCCCAUACACAGCUUCUCAGCCAUCGCCUCCCCUUCCACCACCCCCACCGCCACCACCCCCACCUCCGCCACCACCCCCUCCUCCGCCACCACCACCGCCUCUUCCCAGCCAGUCUACGCCUUCGACCGGCUCAGCAGCCCCCCUGUUUGUCAAGUACAGCACGAUCACGAGGCUGCAGAAUGCCUCCCAGCAUGCUGGGCCUCUCUUUAAACCUCCCCCCAUCACCCAGCAAAUGCCACCACCCCCAGCUCUGGGAAAACUGCCCAUGCUGGUGGCUCCCCCUCCUCCCCCACCUCCUCCUCCACCUACUCCCGGAUCAGCUAUGGCACAGCUGAAACCAGCCCCCUGUACCCCGUCAGUGCCACCAUUCACCCCACCACCACCCCCUCUCAAAAUCCAUCAGGUUCCACAGAACGUUACUCCAGUGGCUGUGUCAUCACCACCCCCUCUUCCUCCCCCUGUGCCUGCAGCGCCUCCCCCCCCAGCCCCUCCUAAACCCCUCCUACCUGUCCCCACGCAGGCAAGUGCAAAGGCAGCAUCGCCCAUCGUGACCAACAUCCCGCCACCCGGGCCCAUUCCCCCUCCUCCUGCAAUAAAAAAGCAGCCAAAUUUCACAGCUUCCCAAGUUCCUCCACCAGCACCUGUUCCUCCAGGGCCUACUCCCCCACCCACCUUACCAAAACAGCAGAGUUUCUCUGUUAAACCUCCCCCAUCCCCUCAGUCUCCUGUGCCAUCUGUUGUGAAGCAGAUAGCCAGUCAGUUUCCACCUCCCCCGACCCCUCCAGCCACAGAGCCUCAGCCUUUAAAGCCUGUCCCAGUAAGUGGGGCACCACAGUCUCCCCCAGCAGUGAAAGCAAAGCCCAAGUGGCAGCCCACCUCUGCUCCAUCUCCUGAUUUUCCUCCUCCUCCACCUGAGAGCAGCUUAGUGUUUCCUCCACCACCUUCCCCAGCUCCCUCUGCAGCUUCUCCUACCCUAGACAAGGCGGGAUCUCCAGUCAAAAAGGCCAGCAAGACCUCAAGUCCUGGAGGGAAGAAACCACCUCCAACACCUCAACGAAACUCUAGCAUCAAAUCCAGCAGCUCUGCUGAGUAUCAUGAAUCUAAGAGACCUUCGGUGGACAGCCUUGUCAGCAAAUUUGCACAUCCACCAGAGCCUUCAGGAUCUCCUUCCAAGGAGCCUCCACCUCCUCCUGCAGCUCCUCCAAAGCCAGGAAAGCUAAAUCUUUCUGGGGUGAAUCUGCCUAUAGUUCUUCAGCAAGGAGGUAUUUCAGCAAAGGUACCUGCAGUAGGAGUGUCUGGGAAGGAUCCUAUGGUAGAAUUUCCUUCUCCUCCAUCCGAUUCAGACUUUCCACCACCUCCACCAGAAAUAGAUCUGCCUUUACCACCAGUAGAGAUCCCAUCCGUGUUUUCAGGUAGCACCUCUCCAAAAGUUGCUGUUGUUAAUCCGCAGCCUCAGCCCUGGUCUAAAUCAUCAGUGAAAAAAGCCCCUCCGCCCACACGUCCCAAGCGGAAUGACAGCACCCGGCUUACGCAGGCAGAAAUCAUGGAAUCACAGGGGCCGGUCAGUCCACAAGUGCCCACCUCGCCCAAGUCCAGCCUUAGUGUUCAGCCUGGCUUCCUGGCAGACCUAAACAGGACUCUGCAGCGGAAGUCCAUCACUCGGCAUGGCUCUCUCUCUUCUUCCCGUGUGUCCAGAACAGAGCCGACUGCCACGAUGGAUGACAUGGCCUUGCCUCCACCCCCACCGGAACUGCUUGCAGACCAGCAAAAGACUGGCAGCUAUGGAGGCAGUCAUAUAUCAGGCUAUGCAACGUUGCGGAGGGGGCCACCGCCUGCUCCCCCCAAAAGGGAUCAGAACACCAAGCUGUCUAGGGACUGGUAAUCACUAGGUGAACUCUAUUUUGCGUGACUUUCAGUCAGUUCUACAAUCAGCAAAUCUGUACUUUGUGUGGAGAGAGAACAUGUGACUUGUGCGAUAACAUGAGGAAGACGUGGUCUCCCACUGUCACUAAGGGUAACUGUAUGCAUUCCCCUUCAGAACUAGUCCAAAAAGUUUGAGGGUUUGGGUUUGACUAUUUCAAGGGUGUGGAGGGGCAUUGUCCUCUCCCUUGCAAUUUCUUUUAUCCUUCAUAUGGAUUGGACCAAAAAACCUUUCUUACUUUUUUCUGCAUUUAAGAAAAAAAAGAAAUUUUUUGUAGUGUCUGUCCAUGUGAGAUAAGUUUGUGCAUGUAUUAUAAAUGUAGUUAUAUAAUAGAUUGUGAUAUAUUACGUCGCAGUUAUAGAAGAUAACCAGAAUGUUUUUGUAGCUCUGUAUUUAUUGUUUCAGUCCACUGACGUAUAUAUUACUCGGAAUUGGACUCUAACCAGUCAAACCUUUACAUGAAGAUGAAGAUGUAGGGGGCACUUUAAAUCAAAAAAGCAUCUUUUGGCAGUUUGUGACGGGUAAAUGGUACAGAACUGAAGCAUUCUGUCAGUAUCUGUACAUUUUCAAUUGAUUGAAAAUACAGACACAACAUACCAAAACAUUCUGGUCGUAAUACUACUGAAAAUAAAUACAUUUUGAGCAAAAAAAAAAAAAAAAAAGUAAGUUAUAUAUAAUGGGCUGGAGUGAAAUAUAUUUAUACUAUAAAGAGCCUCCCCCUCCAAAUAGUUGAAAACCACUCAUAGCUCCAAGUUCCUUGUCCAUACAGUAAGUGGGAUACAUAUAUAUUAUUCCAAUCCCAUACACAUUCUAAUGUGGUAAGAAGUCUGGUAGCCACAAUUCCUUACUUUGACACACUGGGAGGCUUAACGAUCUGUUAUGUGAUACAUCAUCAGUACAUGUGAAAAUACAGGUAUGUUUCUGUAUUCAGUAAUACUUUCUGCCACAUGCACACACCAUAUAUAGAUGCUCACCUUAUCUGUGCCUGAAGAGAUGAAUUAUCUUUACAAAAAAUGGCUGAGAACCCUUGAGGAAGCAUUGUGUGUAAUUCGCCAGCUGUGAGCUAGAAGCUUUCAUUUGGGGAGGGAGGGAUGGGAGUGGUAAUUUCGGUCCACAAAUAGCUGGGAACCUGUUUUCUUUGACCUUUUGAGACGGCAACAAAUGCAUAAGCCUAUUAAUUAACAAAUUGCACUUCUGGCAGUCAUGGAAGAUGACUGAAAAAAUAUACAAUUUGGGAGCUGAUAAAAUCUGUUAGGAAUCCAGUUACAUCAUCAGGGGCCUUAUUAGGUGGAAAUAGAAUACUUUAUUUGAUUUGUUAUUUAUUUAUUGCUGAUUACAACCGUAAGAUCAAAAUAAUAGAAUCCUUUUUCUUGUAAUCUGCUAGUUUUUGAUUGUGCAGUCUUACCUGGGUAUCGGACAUUGUGAUAUGAUAGUAUAGUUAGUAUAAGCGAUCUUGCAUCUCGUGCAUGUGCAGUACAGUGUAUGUUGUAAAAUAACUCCAAUAUUAGCGCUGUACCUUAACAUGCUCGUUUGUGUGAAUUUCCCUGAUCACUAAAGGGACACUAUCAAGAUUGGGGUGGUCAGAUUUUUUUUUUUUUCCUUCAAAAAUAAAUUCUAAAUGCUCUUACUUUUUUUUCUAAAACAAGAAACCAAGAAAGCAGCCCAGAAAUCACAAGCAAUGCUACAAUAGAUCACGUGCGUCGAUAAAGUAGAAACUAAUAUUUGAUCAGAGAGAAUAUUUGCCAUUUGGGCUUGUCAAUGUGAGAAGCAUCGUUACAGCGUUCCCCCUUUUUAAAAGUAUAAUAAUAAUCCACGUGAGGAAACGAGUGUUUGAUUAGGAAAAAAUGAGCGGUGCUGUCUCUGCUGACCUGUUUCAUAUGAUUUUGAAUCUGCUUCAGCACCUCCAGGAAAUCGUUGUAAUAUUUUAGAGUAGUUUAUUUGAGCAAUAAGAAUAUACCAUUGUGUGCAUUUUUAAAGCACUGCUGUGGAAAGGCACUUUUUUGUAUCUUUCAAACUGUUCACAAAAGUUUUAUUUCUACUAUUUUUGUGCUUAUAAAGUGUCCUUAAAAGCAUUGGCAUUGUUGAUUUUAAGCAUGCUCAGUUAGUUGAUUAGUGUCUUAGUAACAAGAUGGUUGAACUAUGCUACAAGUAAUGGGUGCUGUAAUUUUCUACAUUGUUCCUGCUGCUGCUUGUACUGUAUGCUGGCCCUCGAUCUCGCGCCUUCCAGUGGAGUUACAGGUGCACAGAUAGGAAUUCUAGCCUCGUCGUUUUUAUUGAUAAGUUUACCUACUGAUCACUGCCAGCAUGCACCCAUGUUCUCUGGGAGCUAAAUCCGUUAGUUGAUUCUUUUAUCUUCAUCCUCCUCCCCUCCCCCAUAACUCCACUGGUGCAUGUCAGCCCUAUCAUUCUCCCUUUUAUUCAUUUGAUGUAGGUACCUCUGGGAUCUGCACUUGUUCGUAAUUAUGGCAGAGGAAUGUCUUAAAUGCAAUUUCUUCAAAGGCAGAAGAGAAUUGUUCUCUGUUUCCUAUGAUCAGGUUCAUUUGUCUAAUAUUUGUUUCCCAUGGGAUCUUGAAUGUGUGCUCACUAAUGCAGGCCACUGAACAGCGUGCUGGAAGUCAGAAAACAGAACUCCAUAUUGGCAGCAAAAAGAGUGAGUGGAAUAGGAACUCAAUCUUUUUGUUAUUUGUUAGCUUUGGGCAAUCCGACAACCUUUUGUGUCUUUGAAGAAAUGUUAACGCAGUGAAUGUCCACAGUUCCCAUGUAUUUUAUUUCUGUACCUGCAUGAGUUAUAUAAACCAAAAGAUGCAGUGCUCUUUUAAAAUAGGGUCACUGCAGGGCGGGGGUUGAAGCUUCUCCUUGAGUUCUGGUUUUCCCACCUCUUAUUUUUUAGCGUUUGUGUUCUUGUCAAAACUCUUCUUCAAGGUACUGUAGUCUUUGCUAGUGUCUGUCCCCAGUCCAGUGUUGGUACAAGCUAAGUCGUAAAAGCUGGCUGCAAUGCUCUCAACGAAGUGUACUGAAACUAGACCACAGGGUGGCAAAAAUUAAAUAACCUGCUUGCCAUUGCAAACCUUGAGAAUCCUGAUGGCAACUGCUGUUCCAGCUAAUUUGCUGUUCUGUUCUAGUAUUCAAAUGUAUAAGCCUUGUUUGCAAAUAAUUUUCUCCCUGCUCAUUGAUUUGGAAAUUGCCUCAUUUCUUCCCUCUCUUUUAACCUCUUUGCUUCCUCUCUCUCUCUCGUAGUGAGAAAGUAGUUUCCGCAAAGAAUAUUGACCAUAAAUUGGAUUUAGUCAGCAUAGCACCUUGGAGCUGACCAGCCAUACUUUAGACCAACGGAGCAGACGGUUUGAUCCCAUAUUAUUAACAAAAUACAGGUGUAGUUUAAAUUACUUUUAAACAAAUAUUUGCCACUUGCUAGGACCUCCACUCAGAGUGCUUUUUUUCUCUUGCAAGAGCAGCUGAUCCCAGAGCUGCAUUCCUUAGCCUGUUGUGAUGUUCUCUAUACCUAUUUUCCCAUCUGGAAAAUGGGGAUAACUCCGAUCUACCUCACUGGGGUGUUGUGGGGAUUAAUUAAUGUUUGAAUAUGUAAAACAGUAUUUUCACAAGUCUUGUAGGAGAAACACAAGCCCUACGAUCGAUCCUAGUAUGGAAGCACAAGAGAAAAUGACAUCCAUGUAAGAAAAUGUGACUAUUCUAGUCAGCCUGUGUACAUUGUUAAUGAUUUAGAAUCUGAAGCUUUUUAUUUAAAAAACAUUUUUUCACCUUUAAUCAGGAAACACUGAUGGGUCUGCAAGGUGCUUGGAGUUGCAGGUGCCUGAGGGACUAGAAUUGAUGUGAGAAUAAAAGGAGUGUGUUUUUCAGAGCACUUUGCUAAACAUAAGUCAGCCAAGACAGGACAGAGGUGCUUUCAAUACAGCAAGGCCAGGCAGUGAUGCUUUAGGUUAGCUGACUGAUGCGCCUACUGUAUGUCAGUACUGAAAAAUACAAAGUAGGCAGGAAGAAAUCGCUGAGUGAAGGAGGUAGAGUGACAUGAACACAUAACACAGUCACAGGCCACUAGAUUUCUCUUAUGUUUGGGACAAAGUGGAACUCUGGAGCUAAAUGGCAAGUCUGAGGCAUCAGAAUAAGUACUGUGAGAAUUGAUGAGGUCAGAGAGUAAGUAGGGGAAAGAGAAGAGGACUAGGGAACAGCUCUGUAAAACGAGCAAUAGGAAGAACUGGAGCCAAGUUUGGUUAUCCCUUCUAAUGUCUGAGCAAGUAGCAACCACUAGUUGCUAAGUGCCUCAGCCUAGUAGAAGGGGGCAGAAUUCAUUCAAUCCAAACAUCUUCAGUCAGAAGAAAGUAAAAAGCAAAGCCAAGUGUGUACUGAAACAGAAACAGUGGAGGACCAGAAACCAGGGAGCCACUUCAGGGUAAAUUACAAUGACUCCAAAACACAGAGUUGGCCCAUCCCAGUGCUCACCUGGGAGAAAGUUAUCCUGGUGCUGCUGCUUCUUGGGAGCACCUGUGGCCAUCCAGCUAACGGGGCAUUUCUGCCUCCGUUUUAAUGGCAGCAGAAACCAUAGUUAGUCCUGUGGUAUAUUUUGCUGGGACUCAGUUCCUUUAGAAAGACCAACCAGGCUUAAUUUCAUAGACUGUCAAUUAAUUACAAAAAGUACUUUUAACAUGUAGUUGAUCCCUCUGAAUAAAGAUCAUAAGUUAUUGUGUGAGUGAUUGAAAUGCAGGUGUUUUAAAAUAGCUUAGUGUGGAAGUACACACUUUCCAGGAUGAGUUUAUAUGUAAAUUGGAGGAAUAGCUGACGUGUUUUGCUGAUGUCCUCUAGCAAGUAGGAGCACGUUGCCCUUUAACAUGAAAGUGGAGAGCAUUGAUCAUCCAAACACAAGCGCGUUGUCCUUGGUAAUGUUGUGCUUGUAAAACACUUGUUUUGUCACGGAUGGACAUUUGAGCUCUGAAUGUAGCAAAUAUGUCAACUUACUGCACUGAAUAUGUGCAGGUCUGCAAAGCUAGAGAGCACCUCCAUAAUGUGCCCAGAGAGAACGAUCCUUGUUUGUAGCGCAGCGCAGAAAAAAGCAGACUGUCCACUAGGUUCAGAACAGAGAAAAAGGAAUGUAAACAGUUCUCAGCCAAGUGUAGUUUUGAAAUCGCUUUAGUGUCUAGAGCUUGGAUGUUCUAGCAUUGCACAGUAAGAAGCUAUUUUCAUUUUUUUACCUCAGUGCCCAGGGGUUAAAUUCAAUCCAAGAACAGUCAUCCUCAGUCUGGGUUGAAACUAUUUUCUUCCAUUAGAAGAGAAGUGAAAGUGCAGGUUCAGCACUAGAAGGAAAAAAUGAUUUUUUCCACUUGUUACAGAAAACUGUGAAGAGCCCUAUUACAUUAGCGGGCGACAAGGUGAAAUUGUUUUUCAUGCAGCUGAAGCUGACACUAUCUUGUUAGUUUGUUUUUUAUGCAGCCCUAACAUAUAGGAAUCUAAAUGACUAUUGCGUGAUACAACCACUCCAUCCGGAAUACCUCCACUGAAAUCAAUGCCGUUGCUCUGGAUUUGCAGUGGGGUGACUCAGAACAGAAUGUUUUAUAUUUGUAGGCUCUUGUUCAAACAGGCAUUAAUUCAGGGACGUCUUAGGGCCCGUGCUAUGCAGGAGGUCAGACUAGCUGAUCACCAUGGUAUGUUCCGUGGUAGAUGAGUAUCAGCUUGCAGGGUUGGUUUUAUAGGGAAGAAGUCUGUUGGUCCUUGAUGGAGCAAAACUCCCAUUUGAGCUGGAGUUCUGUGUGAAAUUGGCCAUAAUACGUUCCAGUCUAUCUGUUAGCGCUACUGAAAAUUAAAUCCAAGAACACUUGUUUAUAAAUUUGCAUUGGAGUUGUUGCAACUCACUCUAAAUCUUUUUUGCAACUUCACAAAUGUUCAGCAUGCAGGUUUUCCUUUUCCAUAAAACUGAAUUUGCUGAAAUCUCAGCUAUUCAAAGUUUUGACACUAUGAAUUCUAAUUCAACAGCCAGCCAUAACCUGAGAUAAAGACCCAAAUAAUCUGUCCAUUUUUUUUCUUCUUUGAAGGGUACGUGUUAGUAAUUUAGGCAGUGUUCCUCUACUGUUACUAAUACUCUAGCAUAUUAACAUUGAAAUGAUUUUAAAUAGUUUACGUCGCUUUUUAUUUUAUUUGGGGGGGGGGGAUUUCCCUCAGGCUGGACAGUGAAAAUAGUCUCAUAUACUUCUCUUUAGACUCAUUUUCAGUUCCUGGUUCUCUCAGAUUAGGAGGAUGCUGUAGAGCAGAUGGGUGGCAAACACUUCAGGGGAAAUGUUAUUUCUGUUUCCUUUGAAAUGUUUAAGCCCUGAAGAUUCCUGUCUGUAAAGCUUUUAUUUAUAACAUCGGCAUUCUUGUUGUAAAGUGACUUGCCAUUUCCCUUUCAAGUCUCUUCAUUUGGGGGCAGGGGGAGAACCAGCAAAGCAUUCCAAUACCAAGUUGUGGUGCUGAGAGCAAAGGGUUCUGCUGAUGGUUACAUCUCAUGAAUUACAAUCUUAGUUAAGCUUUGAAGAGAAAAUAAGUACGGUAUUUAGUACUUUCUUCCUUGUAUAUUUAAAUAAAAAAACACCACAGAGAAUGGAGCCAGUAAUGAUCCACCUGGAUUCACACAGGCCCUAAUUCUCCUGGAGUUGGAGGUGGAGUGAAUGGAUGUUGUGGGUGUUUAGCACCUAUCAGGCCUGUGUACGGCGCUUGAGAGGAGAUGCAGCUGGGCAGAAAGACUGUCAAUUACCCACACACACAUUCCUGCCUUGCUUUGGGGGGUGCAGUACCAGAAUAACUAAUGAAUGACUUGCAAAUAGUGUUCCUGAAAUAAGGAACUACUAGUAUAAAAUUUAAAACCCCUUUUUGGGACUACAAUCUCAGCGGCAUGGUGGAUGCAACAGUGUUUCUGCCAGGUGUUUUAAGUCCUGAGUAUACUUUCAGAAGGCAUGAGAAUUGACCUCGUCCUCUACCAUGAGUCUUUUAUCCACCACUGCCCUAGCUGCACUUCUUUGUGAUUACACUGCUGUCUACCAAAGAUGUAGCCGUUAUCUGCUUUCUUGGUUCUUGAGAAUGAGCAUGUUGGAGUUGGGGUGCAGCGAAAUUAAAGAGGUCAGCAGGUGCCAAUGUACAGCAUGAAGAGCUAAGGCAGGUAUUUUGCAAGAGGUGGCAGCUUGUGGCCCUGUGGAGUAGAUGCUGUUGCACAUUUGUAGUGUAAUAAUUAUCUAGACCAGUAGUUUUCAACCUUUCUUCAUUUGCGGACCCCUGAAAAACUUCAAAUGUAGGUGCGAACCCCUCUGGAAAUUCAACCUCUGGUCCACACGCCCCUGCCAUAGACGUCAAACUGGAAACUGACUGAAAAGAAUUCAGUCAAUGUUGCAUGUGCAAGGCACAGCAUUUGACAGUGUGAGAAAGGGCGCAAAACUGUGGGCUUCAACACUUCUGGGGUUUGACUGUAGGGGAGGUAUGGGGUUGGUUUUCCUGUCUGCUUCUUCAUAAGUUGUAACUCUUGUCUGUUGAACUGCCAUGGAACAAGCAUUAACUGGAACAUCACGGCUUGUUUCACGGCUUACACUAACUGUUAGCAGCCACUGAUGGUGUCCUUUAUAAUAGUGGAGAUGCACAUGUAAGAAGAUAUCAUUACAAUGAUUUGUCUGUGCAGCAAGCGUGUGCUGUAAAUACAUUCAUAUGUUUACUGCUUUAAAAAAAAAUUGCACAUUUUAUCUUUGAAUGGGACUGCUCCCCCUCCCCUCUCGCAAAACAAAAAACAAGGCUCUUUUAAACUCUUGACAAUUUCAGGCUGGGGGGAGCUUUGCCAUGUUAUAAAUAUAUAUAAAUAUAUGUAUAAAUAUACUUUUUUAAGCAUGGGAGAGGACAAAAGAAAUACUGCAUUAUAAAGUACCCACUAUAGCUCAUUAUACAAUAGAAUAUGCACAAUUCAAUAAAGAUGUAGUUAAAUUUAA